Molecule: messenger RNA, 2266 nt
Organism: Carassius gibelio (silver crucian carp)
Lineage: Eukaryota; Metazoa; Chordata; Actinopteri; Cypriniformes; Cyprinidae
Product: AN1-type zinc finger protein 3
Exons: 6
Coding region: 391-987 (198 amino acids)
Molecular function (GO): DNA binding; zinc ion binding
Source: RefSeq, a predicted model, not a curated record
GUUGGUAUCUUCCACUCGCCAGCUGAUCGGCCUCGACUCCCGGUGCGGUCCGUCGGACUGUACGCGGCCGUUAAUUUCUUGAUUUUUGUCUAAAUUACAUCGAAUUCAUAGUAACGGCCGCUCGUGUCCGCGUCCUUUACUUAUUACGCUGCGUUUUCAGCUCGGGGAUUUCGUUGUAAAGGAUUUUUGAUCAAACGUCGAGUCGAGGAAUUCCCGCACAAGCACUAGGCCGCGAGCGGAUCCCCGGUGUUUCCUGGAGAGACCUACCGCCUUCACAUCGCCACCAUGGGGGACACAGGAAGCGAGCGCAGCAAGCCGCCUAGCAUUCCUCCCCGCUGCCCUUGUGGAUUUUGGGGGUAAGACGAUUCAUUUUACACGUCCAGCAAAACCAUGAACCUUUGCUCCAAAUGUUUUGCUGACAUACAGAAGAAACCACCAGAUGAAGACUGCACUCCAGAGCCCGCCCCCAGCUCAAGCAAUAGCCAAUCAGCAGUCUUCUGUAAUGAGACGAGCAGCAGCAGUAGCCAAACCCUGUCCUCCAAGCCAGCUAGCUCUGAUGAGCCCUCGACAGAAGCCACACCUCUUCCUGCACAGGACGAAGUCUCCAGUACAGACACAGCUCGAGGCACGCUAUCCACUCCUACAAAACGACCCUGCGACUCAGCCUCAGGUUCGGAGAGCGAGUCGUCUCCCGAGAAGCGUGUUCGUGUGGGAGAGGCCUCAUGUUCUGAAGAUUCUCCACGAGUUCCCAAGCAGAAGAACCGUCGGCGGUGCCAUCGCUGCCAAACCAAACUGGAGCUCGUACAACAGGAGCUGGGGUCCUGUCGCUGUGGUUAUGUGUUCUGCAUGUUGCACCGGUUGCCGGAGCAACACAACUGUAUGUUUGACCAUCUGGGCCGCGGCCGAGAGGAAGCUGUGCUGAAGAUGGUGAAACUGGACCGUAAGGUGGGCCGAACCUGCCAGCGCAUCGGAGAGGAGUGCUCUUGAACGCCCCCUGCACACACACACACACACACACACACACAUACUCUCUCUCACUCACAAACACACACACACCACACGACUCACCUGUUAGUGGCAUCUUUUUUCCCUCCCAACACAUCUCAGAGGACCUACACCCCUGCUUGACCUCUGACCCCUCAUUGUAGCCUCGUGCUCAUCACACACAGGCGACCCGCACAGCCUUAAUUUCUGUUAUCUGUCCAUCCACACACCCAAACGCAGGUCAGACUAAUUUGGCGGUCUGUACUUUGGAGUCUCAGAGGCUGCGAUCGACUCCAGGGGAAACACAUCGAUCGAUCGAGACCUCUGGGAUCCUCUACUCCGGAUGUUCUGAUGACAGACAGCGACCGAGGGAAGGGAGGGUGACUUGGAUCACACGAGUCACCCCGUCCCUGGACAACGCCAAAAAAGGCCGGCUCUGCCACGGCCCGUAGGCUCGAGCUCGAGCUGAGUCAGAGCCGUGCCGUUCACUGGCGUACACUCACACUCACAGAUGCACUUACAGCCGUGUUUUCAAACGCCGCUCAGCACGAGGGCCGAGGACAAGCCAGACGGUACCCUUUGGUUUGGGUUCGGUUGGGAAAGGGCCACCCACAGCUCAUCUGAGAACUAGUUCCUUCAGGUCUGAAUAAACACACUCUGUAACCUCGUACGACUCCCAUCAGCCCUUGCAUUAUACACUCUGCCUCUUUUAAAGCAGCUGAAGAUCUCGGUGGCUUUUUUUGCCCUUUUUUCUCGCUUCCUCUCCUUCAUUCUCACUAGUUCCUGUUCUUUCUCCUGCCUGCUCAUGCUAACCUUCUUUCAAUAUUCUCUUGAUUCGUUUUCUUUCUUUCUUUCUUUUUUUUCUUCCCUUCAUCAUUUGCAUUAUGGGAGGGGGAUGUGUUCAGCUCUGGUGGGAACGAGGAAGGCGGAGGUUCAAUUUACCCGCGCUUUUUUGUUUGUUUUAAUUAGUUUUUUUAUUAUUAUUACUUUGACUGGUUUUCUGUUGAGAUAUCGACAUGGACAGAACUGAAGAAAAGAGAUGAAUAUUGUGUAUCUUAAGAAAAAUCCUUAUUUAACCUCCUUUGUGUUUCUGGUUAACUCUCACUCUAAGCAUAGAGCUGCAUUACUUUGCCCUUUUUAGGUUAACAAAAAAAAAAAAAACAUACAAAAAAUGAAGAUAUGGAUAAGAUAAAGUCUUGUAGCCUUUCUUUUUUUUGUUUUCUUGUUUUCCUUUUUUUCCCUUUCAUCUUUUGCUGAAAAAGAAUAAAACUGGAUUAGAGGA